This is a messenger RNA of Dendroctonus ponderosae (mountain pine beetle), 4852 nucleotides long. Its product is annotated as high affinity cAMP-specific and IBMX-insensitive 3',5'-cyclic phosphodiesterase 8. The record is from RefSeq and is a predicted model, not a curated record. Gene Ontology annotation, biological process: regulation of DNA-templated transcription; signal transduction; positive regulation of ERK1 and ERK2 cascade. Lineage: Eukaryota; Metazoa; Arthropoda; Insecta; Coleoptera; Curculionidae. The transcript has 17 exons. The coding region runs from base 2048 to 4564 and encodes 838 amino acids. Gene Ontology annotation, molecular function: 3',5'-cyclic-nucleotide phosphodiesterase activity.
UUUCAAAAUAAAUGAAUAAUAAAUGAUAGAUUAUAUAGAUUUUAUGCUUGAAAUGUUGCCCUUGAUCUGCUGCAUAUUUUCCAGUUUCACUCAUUCUUUUAUCACUUUUUGAUUUCGAUACCAUUUAGCUGAAGACGAGGCUGCUCAAGUGCUAAGAAGUGUGAAAGAAAAACAACUUAAACCAUUUUGAAUUGUGAAACCUAAUUGUUUGGCAAUUUACUAUUAGUAUAGUAAAGUUUUGAUAGCCAAUUUUUGGCUCUUUUAGCUAAUCAGUACUGAUUUCCAUUCAAGUGAUGAAUGAAUAAUGAUCGUCCCUUAAAAUAUGCAUAUGGUUUCGAUUAAUGAUUCCGUAUCGAGUAAGUGGACAAAUUGAUUUUCCGCAUAAAAAUUCAAUAGCUUGGUUAACCGGCAGUCUACAAGAAAUCACCUUUGCAAAUAAGCAUUUUCUAAUCUUCAAUUUGAUUUACACAGUUUUCAUACCAACUGAACAUUAUUCACGGGAAUUUUCUAAUUCAGCUGGAUAUUUACGACGUCUAUAAUUUGAUCAAUUGCCAGAAAAUCUUUGGUAUAAAUCUUGGUUUAAAUAUGAGGUGUAAAUGACAACCCGAGACAUAUUUAUGCAAUUAAUAACUUGUUUUGCUCUUACAAUUCCACGAAAAAAAAUCGGUGGCAAUUAAAAAGAUCGCUUCGCAGGUUUAAUGAAUUGCCUGCUCAUGUAAUAGAUAAUCGCAAGUUGCUGUUCAAUUGCUUUGAUUGAAUUGUAAAUUGGAAUGACGUAAGUCCAAAAUUUCUAGGCGGAGGCUGAAAUGUUGGCCAACUGAUGUAUUUGCGGACUUUAAUAUAUUAUUUUGACAAUUCUUUGAUUUUGUUGAAUCCGGCUGUCAUUUGUGCAGUUUCUUUUAUAAAUAGUUAAAUGAUUUGUUUGAGAAUUACUCAUCGUUCAGGAAGUAGAAUGUUUGGGCGAUAUCGGAGAAAAUAAUCUUUCAGCGAUUUGUUAAAGUCUACAAGAUUUGUUGGGUUUUCACCUCAGUCAAAUUCAAACAGUAGUUCAAUAGUUAAGAUUAUUUUUUGAAAUUUACUUUGUAGGAACUGCUUCCGAGUAAUUGAUUAUGUGGGCAGUACCUGGCUCUAGAGAAUAAGCUAUAACAUUUUCCAGUUCAGAUCCGAUCAGUUCAAUAAAGCUUAUAAAAAGAAAGUUCAGUCGCAGCUCGCUUAAAUGUUUAUUUCAUUUCUACUAUUAUUUCAGCAUGCAUAUUAAAGUCGACACAUUUAUGACAGUUUAUGUGUUAAAAUUAUAACGACAACUGUUUCAAUAACUGAUAGAGCAACUAUUUAAUGUUGAUUGGCAAUCGUUUGCUGAAAGCAUUGGCUAUUUUCCAGUUAAUGUAUUUUUAGGUUUUCUUUUAACAUUUUAUGUAGUUCUCUACAUAUCAUCGUUGUCAAUUAUCGGUAGGUUAACAUUGAAUUUAAUUAUUGAACAAUUUUUUAAAUUUCGACAUUUUUGAUGGUGUACCUAUCUGCGUUAAUAUCACGAUUUCUGUAACAAAGGAAAACUACUUUAUUUGAAAGGUUUAUUUUCGUGCAAGCAAGGUCGAUGAGUAACGUAGAAUGGAAAUGUGUAGAUUUGAUUGAUUGAUUGACAUUAAGAAUUAAAUCAGGAGUUUCUUAUAAUUUUUUUACCUGUCCUGGUCUGGCUCCCUACAAUAAAGACUUGAUAGGUUUUAAUCGUUAUUGUCAAUUUCGAUUCAUUUACAUAGUGCCAUGCAUAAUGUUAUUAUUCUAUUAAUUUAUCUGUAUUGGUACAUGUAAUUGUAACUUCUAAAAAACACAACCGUGCUUUCAUUUAUCUAACCCGCUUUUGCUAUUAAAUAAUAACAAAACCAAUUUAAUUUAGUCAAACAAAUGACUAACAUACAUACAGAACAUAUGUUAAACCUAACAAAUCAGACCGGUUGAUUAAUAGGCAUUUUGUCAACAAGUGAUUAUUGUGUGUGUGGGAUGCAAACGUUAGAACAAUACCUGGUGAUAUGCAUAGUGUACAAGAAAAAUGAUAAUUGAGAAUUGCGGCAGUUGUGAAAAUUGUGAAAAUAUGGAACAUUUAGUGGAGAACGAAAUCGUUGAAGAAGAGGAGGAUGAUGAUGAAUCGGCCGAUUUAGAGGUGGCAGCCGUUGAAGCUAUCAAUAAUGAUAUUAGCCGCAGCAUGUUGCAUCACCGAAAAAGCUCUUUGGCUUUAACACCGGAAGAAGAGCCAUUGGAUAUAAAUAGAGGGCCAAAUGAAACAAAAUAUGGACUGAUAUCACCUACACCUAAGCAUCAUUUAAAGUUACUCCUCGUAUUUGCCCAUCCGGAUCCAGUGUGCGAUUCAUUAUCAAAAGCGGCAGAUAAAUUGGGUUUUGAAAUUACCACAAGUAAUACAAAUAUUGGAGCUUUAGACGAGUAUCAGGCCAAGUCGCAUGACCUGGUAAUAGUCGACACCAGGGCUAAAAAUUUCGACAACGACCUGCUCUGCCGAUCUAUUAGGAACACAAAAGGAAGCCAGCACACUGUCAUAAUAGCAAUAGUACGAAAGAGUGCAUUUGAGCGAGAUGACGUUACAAUUGCAUCCCUUUUGGAGUCCGGAUUUAAUAGGUGUCUUAUAGAGACUACAAACGUGCUGGUAUGCGUAAACGAACUGAUCGUGCUCAAACACUGCGACCUCAGAACGAUGGCUCAACAUGCUACCUGUCAGGCCAUGUACACAGCUUUAGACAAAUGCAGGGAUCUAGUUAUAGUAACAGAUGAUAGCUACAAAUUUCAGUACAUGAACGCGGCAUGUGAAAGACAGUUAGGCCUGAGGCAGGAAGACACUAUAGGGAAAACUCUGCAGGAACAGUUGGUAUAUGAUACGGUGCAGAUAAAUACGAUGGGUUCGUCCCUGCUGAGAGCCAGAGAAUGGAGCGGUCCCAUGACAUUAAAAAGAAAAUCGACCCAGGAAACUAUAGUCAGCAAUUGUCGAGCUGUACCAUUUUCCUGUGCAGGAAGAAUGCCAACCCACUUCAUUUUAGUUUUUGACACGAAUUCAAUAGAUCCAAGUAAUCUAUCACAAUCUCGAGGUAGCAUACAUUCGAUCAGGCGGGGGUCGACAGAUGUCCGAAGUAUCGGAAGUGAUUAUUUGAGACGGACGUCACUGGCCAAACUAAAUGCUCUUCCCUUAGAAGCCCCUAUUACAAAGAUAGUUGGCCUGAUAGAUCAAAUAAGGGAGAAUGUGGGGUCCAACGGACAAUUAGUACAAUUGAUUGACAAAGUGGAAGACAUACUGAAGGGCUCUGAGCUGUAUGUGUCUCAUGUGAAAGAAGAUUUCAGAAUGAAAACCGAUGAACCUGUCGUGUCGGAUCUCAUUACAGCUCUAUUAUCGAAGGCACCUCAACCGACAGUUACCGCAUCUUCCAGAAGAAGCAGCAACGAUUCUUCGGUGUUCAGACCUUCCCGAACUGGAUUAAUAAAGGUUCCGGCAGCCAUUCGCGACCUGUUGGAUACCGCCUUGAUGUGGGAAUUCGACAUAUUCAAAUUAGAGGAUCUCACCCGGAAAAGGCCUUUGCAGCAUCUGGGUAUGAACUUAUUCAAUCACUUUGACGUGUGUGGAGCGCUGAACUGCGAUGAGAGAACGCUGAGUAAUUGGCUAACCGUCAUAGAAGCAAAUUAUCAUGCUGAAAAUUCGUAUCAUAACUCGACGCAUGCUGCAGAUGUUAUGCAGGCGACCGCUGGUUUUCUUGAAAAGGAGAGGAUGAAGUCAAUUAUGGAACCUUUGGACGAAGCCACCAGUCUUAUAGCAGCUGCAGCACACGAUUUAGACCAUCCUGGCAAAUCUAGUGCGUUCCUAACAAACUCGAACAAUCCUCUGGCUAUUUUGUAUAAUGACGUAACAGUAUUAGAAUCGCAUCAUGCAGCUAUGACGUUCAAAUUAACUUUGGGUGAUGAAAGAGUGAACAUUUUCAAAAACCUGGACAGAGAUACGUACAAAUUGGCCCGACAUAAUGUUAUCGAUAUGAUUCUAGCGACGGAAAUGACAAAACAUUUUGAGCACUUAGCCAAGUUCGUGAAUGUAUUCUGCACCAGAUCGUCAGUUGGAUCGGAAAUAGGAGAUCAAUCGGAAGAUUACGCUCCGAUUCUCACAGCUGAGAAUACCACUUUGGUGAAAAGGAUGAUGAUUAAAUGUUCCGACGUUUCGAAUCCUACCAGACCUCUUCGACUGUGCGUUGAGUGGGCUCGAAGAAUAGCAGAGGAAUAUUUUCAGCAAACUGAUGAUGAGAAGGCCAGAGGCCUUCCUGUUGUUAUGCCGAUGUUCGAUCGACAAUGCUGCUCAAUUCCCAAGUCACAAAUCGGUUUUGUCGAUUAUAUCAUCAAUGAUAUGUUCGAGGCGUGGAAUGCUUUCAUUGAUAUGCCGGAGCUGUUGACCUACAUGAGGCAAAACUACAUAAGAUGGAAAGAGUUUGAUGAACAGAAUCAUACCACGUUAAAUGACAUCCAGAAGCUCCAAGCCACCAUCUUAGCACCUUCCAUUACUUCCAGUAUUAAGUCUGACUAGCAUAAGUAUAUACGUCACAGCGUUGACAUCAGUGACUUAAGAUAUAUUAUUACUCAAAGAACUAUGAACCGUAAUACCUACCUGACUAAAUAAUAAUAGCGCAUAUCUUUCAAAAUAAAUCCCUCUAUUUCUUGUAUAAAUAUUGAAUGUACAUCUAUUUAUAUAUCUAUUUUUAAAUAGAAUAAAUUUUGAAACAUGCAUGCUGGUCGUGCAUCUUUGUCUAUUUGUCGUAAGAAUUAUAAUAGUAAUUAUAUUCUUUGAAGAACAUAUACUUACAAGUUUCACGUA